AUGCACGCUCUGCGACGGAACAAUGUCGUGUGCUCUGCAGUCAUGAACAACGUAUCCAGACAGUGCAACUUCUCGACGUCGGCCGCAACCCGACGGGCUUUGCCAUUCUUCAGCUCCCUUCGCGGCACACAGCCGGGUGACGAACGCGACACCAAAUUUCUCCGGAUGCUGAUGUUCGGGAAGCCCGGAGCAGGGAAGGGGACACUGUCGGCUCGUCUUGUGAAGAAAUACGACAUCCUUUCACUGUCCACGGGGGAUCUAUUACGGCAGCAUAUUGCUGAGGGUACGCCGGUGGGGCAACAGGCGGAGAAAAUCGUGGCCCAAGGCAGUCUAUUGCCCGAUGAACUCAUGCUCAAGGUUGUCACAAGUAGACUCGACUUGAUCCAAAAUAGACAUUGGAUAUUGGACGGCUUCCCACGUACUCUGGGUCAGAGUAAGCUCCUAGACACUCACCUGAGUAAACAAUCAACACCUCUGACCUUCGUUGUGAACAUCGACGUCCCAGACGAUGUUAUUUUGAGUCGGAUUUCCGAUCGUUGGGUACACCUACCUUCCGGUCGAGUAUACAAUAUGUCGUAUAACAGACCGAAGGUGGACGGGUACGAUGAUGAAACCGGAGAACCGUUGACGAAGAGGCCAGACGAUAACCCAGAGGUCUUCGCUCACAGACUAAGGCAGUUCUACACCUCGACCUCCCCACUCUUGACGUACUACACGUCGGCAGCGAAGAACCAGGGAACCAAACGACAUCCCAACCAGCACCCUCAUCAACUCUUCUUCCCUCGCCCUCACAAACUACAUGUUAGCACGAUAUCUGGGACGACUUCGGAUGAGAUAUGGCCGAAACUCGAUAGCCACGUAAAACAUUUGUUCCCAAACCUGCGCCAGCGCCCAGACGAGACGAAACGGCAUAGCCUCAGCGACGCCCUAAUUGAUUGGGAUCGCGCACAGUCCGAGCGGCAAUGA
Messenger RNA from Pleurotus ostreatus (oyster mushroom), 966 nucleotides. RefSeq lists its product as uncharacterized. The transcript has 5 exons. Gene Ontology annotation, molecular function: AMP kinase activity; ATP binding. The record is from RefSeq and is a predicted model, not a curated record. The coding region runs from base 1 to 966 and encodes 321 amino acids. Gene Ontology annotation, biological process: nucleobase-containing compound metabolic process. Lineage: Eukaryota; Fungi; Basidiomycota; Agaricomycetes; Agaricales; Pleurotaceae. Gene Ontology annotation, cellular component: cytoplasm.